CUCAAAUCUCAAUCCUAGGCUGUGCGAGCGAGAGAAACACAGAUAAAGCCAAAUACGUUUCCUCUCUCCUCCUGCCACUCACUACUAGAGAGAGAAAGAGCAACGAACACCAAAAUGUCCUGCCAUCUUCUUCCUCGCCGCCCCCGCUCCCGGCCUUAUCUCCAUCCAUCUCUUCAUGUUAACUAGAAUUUAAUAUAUUCUUCUUCGCUUCCCCUGCGUAUGGUUCUUAGGCUUCCCCCGGAGAGCCCUCCGCUUUCUUAUCCAGCCACCGCCAGUGAUCCCCCUUCCCCUGCCGCACUCACUCUGUAUCCAGUUUCAGGAACUUCUGAUGUGGAAGUGGAACCCGCGGUAAUGUCUUCAUCGUUCCCAAUUCUAAAUACUUCAAUCGGAGACAUGUACAACAAAUUGCCGGAAACAUUCCUGGUUCCUUCCGAGAGGGAGAUGAUGAGAAACCCUAUAUCUCAACAGACACCUUCAAUGGGUUAUAGUAGUGGUACAGUCGAGCAUUUGUUCUCGUCGUCUUCCAGAUUCGCGAACGAGAUGCAUGUUUCUUCACCCCAGGGAAAGCAUUCUUGGAAUUCGCCAUUUGGUUCUCAAUCACCAAGUGGCAGAACAAGUUUUCUGCCAUUGCUUUCUUCUCAUACACAAGUACGUUCCUCAACGUUGGGCAGUAGUGACUCUGAAAAGACUGAUUGUAAUAUGACGAUUGCUUGUUGGUCCAUGGAUCCGAUUCCGAACUUUCUCGAUUUCCAAGAGAAUGUGUCAAUUCAAAAUGUUUGUCAUGAGGAGACUGCAUGUGCUGUUGCGUCUGAAGAUCCUUCCAAGAGAACAACAGAUUGGCCGUGGGAAAGUCAGUGGACAGCGGUUGAUGAUAAUCUCAACACGGACUGGAAUCAAAUUCUUCGUGGAGUUACUGCCACUGAGACCAAACAACAGGCGCCACAACAGUCAUCUAGUAACUCGGUGCCAACUGUCUCAGUAGAGCAACCUCGAUUUAAUCAGCAGCUUCAACAACCGUUUACUAACUGGGUGCCAACUAUCUCAGUAGAGCAAUUUCAGUUUGAUCAGCAGCUUCAGCUGUCAUCUACGAAUGAGGAGGUUCAACAAUCAUCUAGUAAAUGGGUGCCAACUAUCUCAGUAGAGCAACCUCAAUUUAAUCAGCAGCUACAACAAUCAUCUAGUAACACGGUGCCAACUAUCUCAGUAGAGCAAACUCAAGUAAAUCAGCAGCUUCAACAAUCAUGUAACAUGGUGCCAACUAUCUCAGUAGAGCGACCUCAAGUAAAUCAGCAGCAACCUGCCGUUACUGGAGAAGUAAGAUCUGUUGCCACACCACUGACCUCUGCACCAAUAGCAAGCAAAACCAGGAUGAGAUGGACACCUGAGCUUCAUGAGGCUUUCGUGGAAGCAGUCAAUCAGCUUGGUGGCAGCGAACGAGCUACUCCAAAGGGUGUCUUGAAGCGGAUGAAUGUUGAAGGGUUGAAUAUUUUUCAUGUCAAAAGCCACUUGCAGAAGUACAGAACAGCCAGAUACAAACCAGAGCCAACUACUGAAGGUAAGGUUUAACUGUCACAUUUAUCGUAAUUUGCACUCCUCAGCUAUUGUCCCCCACCCGGAGAUUUGUUUGUUUACUCUUUAUUUGAUCUUCGCUUUCUGCUGUGUUCUGAUUGGAGCAUUGAUGAAAUGUCCAGUUUAACAAAUGUUGUGAUCCUAUUUUUCCUUUCCGACUCCUCAGAGAAAAGGUUGAGUUCCCUUGGCGUAACAAAAUCAAUGGACUGGAAAACGACCAUUGGGAUAACUGAAGCUUUAAGACAACAAAUGGAAGUUCAGAAGCAAUUACAUGAACAACUCGAGACUCAGCGUAAGUUGCAGUUGAGAAUCGAAGAACAGGGAAAGAAUCUGCAGAUGAUGUUGGAGAGACAAAAGAUGGAAGAGGAGAAAGCCAAGCUUCCUUCAUCUUCCUCCCCACUAGUCAAUGAUCAACUGUUGAAUGCACUUCAGGUUUCUGCAGACGAUAAAUUACAAGCAGCAGAUGGUGAAGAAAGCUUCCAUAACCUGAGCACAAAGCGAAAAUCACCUGGGGAUGGAAAUACAAAGGACACCCUUGACCAAAAUGAAGACAAAGAGUCCAGUCCAGUGCAGGCGAAAAGGAAAAGGACGGACGAAACAUCUGCAGCGGCGGCUUUAGAGUAGUCUAAUUUCUUGGGUAAGAUGAUUAGGGGACAGUGAUUCGGAUUCGGAUUUGGGGAAGUUUUGGGAACUUCUGGUUUUUUGUUAGAGAAGUGAAUGUUUAUGUUUUAGCUGUUACUUAACGGUCCCAUUUGCUGUUUUGCGUCGGAAAUUGGUCUAGUUUAUUCAUAUGCUGCAUUACUGGCUGUACAUAUUCUACUAGCGUGGGCCCCGGCCAUUUGGCCGGACGAAGAUGAGGUAUGAAAUUUGAUAAUGU
This is a messenger RNA of Linum tenue, 2446 nucleotides long. NCBI's taxonomy places the organism in Eukaryota, Viridiplantae, Streptophyta, Magnoliopsida, Malpighiales, Linaceae. The record is from the annotation of a GenBank genome assembly.